Messenger RNA from Colletotrichum godetiae, 1915 nucleotides. RefSeq lists its product as uncharacterized. Bases 302 to 1723 code for a protein of 473 amino acids. The record is from RefSeq and is a predicted model, not a curated record. Lineage: Eukaryota; Fungi; Ascomycota; Sordariomycetes; Glomerellales; Glomerellaceae. The transcript has a single exon.
AUGAUUACCUGGCUCAUACCGCGACCCAUCUAGUGGCGCAGGCCGGAAAGGUCUACGCCAGAGGUCGGCCAUAGAGGUCGAAGGUGGCACUUUUACUUUUGUUACUUUUGUUUUGAACUCUAUCGUCGACGAACUGGCUUUCGGAGAAAGGGCGUGGCGACUAAAUAUGAUGUCCCCAUCGAAUCUCAAUCUCUCUUACACAACUUCUUUCCAUCCACCAUCGACAUAUUCGUUGAUUGAUUGAUUUCGCUGUUUUCCUUCACUUCAACAUAUCAUCCAAAGCCCGAAUUCCUUACUCAAGAUGAGCUUCUCGCGCUUUCUCACUCGCACCCGGUCUUCCACCAAAGUCCUUCUCGGGGAUGAUUAUGUCGAAGUUGCUAGUAUGGAGCCCGUUGUCCCGGAGCCUCCCCACCUGCUUUCGGCAUAUAACGACCAACGCUUAAGACAGGGCUUAUCUUUCGCAGAUCAAACUCUCCGGCAGACGCAGAGAAAAGUCUCUCCCAUUACUGGGCACUGUUUGAAUAUUUACAAAACGACUCUGAAAGCGGUCCUGGAACAAGAUUACGACGGUGAAGAGGAGAAGGAGAAGUUGCUCGCGCAAGUGCAGACUUAUGAGCACAAUAUCUACACCAGAAGAUUACUCAAAGGCCCGCGGGACACGGCACAAGCAACGCUGGUGGGACGUUUAACCGAGCUUCGCCAAUAUGAAUUUGCAGCAAGAUAUGGCGAAUACCAGGCGAUUCUUUGUAAAAAGCUGAAGAUGCAUGCUCAGACAUUCCGCACCAAGAAUUUUGAGCAGCUCCAGGGCUGGAAUCGUUACUGGACCGAAAUCCAAGAAGACCUAAAAGCAGAGAAGCACCUGUACGAGAAGUUCAGUCUGGGCGACAAGAAAGUCGAUGAGGACGACGUGGCUACGACAUUAGCCGUCUACGCAGCCUGCAAGAACGGAGGCUUCUGCUUCGCAACGAUGCUAGGCAGCAUCGAAAUGUAUGCCAAUCGGAACAAGUUGCUGCACGCGCCGAUCCAAGAGAUAGCAUCUUGUGGGCGUUGGGGUGCCUUGCGAACUCUUCUACGACAAGAUCGGCUGGACGUGCCCACAGCAGUUCCCCCAAGCAUGACAGAGCAAAUUCCAAUUCUCCAGAAUAUCAUUGAUUCAUGCAUCGACGAGUUUUUUGACAGAUCAGGCGUUCCUGCGCUUGCGGACGACAGAUGGCGGAUCAGAGAGGAAGCAGAAAGGAAUGCAGCUCAGGAGGAGCAAAACUCUGAGAUUCGAAGAAAAAACAUCGAAAGGUCCAGGCAAAACAUUGUAGCUACCGCAGCAAAAGCCUCUUCAAAGCUAAUAGAUGACUACAAGAUGGCUCAGCUGGCCGUUCAAGGAAUGGGGAUCAAUCUUGAUAAUCCGAUCGUUCUGGAUACACCAACUGGGUCAAUUCCUCCUGAUUUGAAAUCACUCAAACGACCAAGAAACGAGGCAGAUCGCCUCGAGCGGGCUGAGAGGUUUAAACGUCAGAAGAAGGCAUGGGAUACUAUAAUCAGUCUUCAGUCGCAAUGCCAAAGGAGGUAUAAACAGUAUCAGGACGACUAUAAUACUGCAAAUCCUGCAAUAGAUCCAGCAACUUGGUUAGAUUUGGCACCGACACAGGACGCUUCACCGCCCAGCUCCUCAGGUUCUAGAUCUUCACAAUCAAGAUCGUCACAAUCAAGAUCUUCGGGGGAUCAGUGAAAUAGGCAUGAUGAAGGAUGGACGGGCGAAGGAGGGAUCAAGUAUGUGUUAAUGGAGUAUUGCGACUUUCAGAGGCUGAAAGCCUUCCUAAACUCUUGGAGUUCAGCUUGUUGGACCAAGUAUCGACGAGUAGGCUUGUCAACAAAAGCCAGGCCUAGAAUUAGUUCUUUAAGUAUUGAAUAAUAACAAAGG